Papaver somniferum (opium poppy) is the source of this 507-nucleotide messenger RNA. RefSeq lists its product as uncharacterized. The record is from RefSeq and is a predicted model, not a curated record. Gene Ontology annotation, molecular function: RNA-DNA hybrid ribonuclease activity; nucleic acid binding. Lineage: Eukaryota; Viridiplantae; Streptophyta; Magnoliopsida; Ranunculales; Papaveraceae. The transcript has a single exon. The coding region runs from base 1 to 507 and encodes 168 amino acids.
AUGAAAUACUCUAACUGGAAACCUCCCCCUAAUGAUAUAGUUAAAUUUAAUGUGGAUGGUUCUUAUAUUCAAUAUUCUAACAGUUUUGGCACUGGUGUUGUGCUGCGCAACCAUACAUGUACAUGCCAUGGAAUCAAAGGGAGCUAUGGAGAUGGAGCACUGAAUCCGGAAGCAGUGGAAUGCAUGGCAGUUAUAGAAGCACUCUCUUGGGCAAAAGAUCUGAAGUUCUCAAGGAUCCAGAUUGAAGCUGAUGCAAAACUAGUUAUAGACACCAUUAAUGGGAAUAUCCUACUCAUUCAAUGGGAAAAUAGGAACAUAAUAAAGGAGAUAAAAUAUUUAAUCUCUAGUUUUUCUCUUUGUGAGUUUGUUCAUGUAAGCCGUGAUAAUAAUCAAGUGGCAGAUGCUGUUGCAAAACAUGUUAGCCAGUCAGCUUUGUCAAUUUUAACAGAUGGAAACUUUAAUGCAGGUUUUUAUGAUCUUCUGGCAAAAGAUCACAAUCCCUGCUAA